Messenger RNA from Xyrauchen texanus (razorback sucker), 6342 nucleotides. Its product is annotated as C-Jun-amino-terminal kinase-interacting protein 4-like. Gene Ontology annotation, molecular function: kinesin binding; MAP kinase scaffold activity; JUN kinase binding. Gene Ontology annotation, biological process: vesicle-mediated transport. The transcript is spliced from 31 exons. The record is from RefSeq and is a predicted model, not a curated record. Gene Ontology annotation, cellular component: cytoplasm. Lineage: Eukaryota; Metazoa; Chordata; Actinopteri; Cypriniformes; Catostomidae. Bases 210 to 4103 code for a protein of 1297 amino acids.
AGUGGGGUGACCGCGGGAAAAUAUUCCACGUAAUACAUCGGCCAGUUCCAGGGAAGGAGGGACUCUGGACUUGCGUGGGAUCACCGGGAGCACGUUUCGCUAUAUAAAACGGAAACAUAUUAGCAUUCAUUCUUUAGAAACAAGCCAAGGACCGUUGGGUCGGAAUAGAGGAGGUUUCAGUCUAGGAUAGUCUUACGAGGGGCAGGAAAAUGGAGCUGGAUGACGGAGUUGUGUACCAGGACGACCCGAUGACAUCGGCGAUAAUGUCGGAGCGCGUCUCGGGCCUGGCCAACUCCAUCUACCUCGAAUUUGAGAGACUCAUCCGCAAAUACGACGAGGACGUGGUGAAAGAGCUCAUGCCGCUGGUCGUGGCGGUACUGGAGAACCUGGACACGGUGUUCGCCGAGAACCAGGAGCACGAAGUGGAGCUUGAGCUCCUCAAGGAGGACAACGAGCAGCUGGUCACUCAGUAUGAACGCGAGAAAGCGCUCAGGAAGCACGCAGAGGAGAGGUUCAUUGAAUUUGAAGAUUCUCAGGAACAGGAGAAAAAAGAUUUGCACAAUCAUCUGGAGAGUUUGGGCUCACAUUCCCAUCAACUGGAGCUGAAGAUCAAGAACUAUGCCGACCAGAUAAGUCGAUUAGAGGAGCGAGAGGCUGAACUCAAGAGAGAAUAUAAUUCCCUUCAUCUGCGGCACACAGAGAUGAUCCAAAACUACAUGGAACAUGUUGAACGCAUCAGGCUGCAGCAGACCGGAGGAGAGGCCUCUGACACGGGAACAAUGGCCAGAGUUCGGAAAGAGCGUCCCCUGUCUCUGGGAAUCUUUCCCAUGUCUGGUGGAGGCAGUUCAUUGAAGCCUGAUGCCCAAGGAAGAGUAGAGACUCCUGGGAUGGACGGGUGGAGAAUCAACCAUCUCACUCAUCAACGCUCCAACACUAGCCUCAAGUUGGAGUCGGAGGGCACUCAAAAGAAAAGGGAGGGUAAGGAUAAUCUGGAAGCUUGGGAAGCGCUGGCAAACAACUGCAAGGAGGAGCUGUCUGACCUCAGCCAGGGGGGCUCAAAGUCCAUCACGCCAAUGUCCACCACGGCCUCCGAUCUGGCCCUGGACUCCCACAGAGAGGAUGGUGAUGGAUCCUGGAAGAACACAGAGGUUCAGGCUGUUCCAGGUACCGGGAACGUCUCAGCGGGUCUGGCUGAUGAUGAAGAGAAGUCAGAUGUUCAGGCUAUUAUUGAGUCCACACCAGAGCUGGACAUGGACCUUAGUGGAUACAAAGGAGCCAGCACUCCGACCCGAGGUAUUGAGAACAAGGCGUUUGACCGGAACACAGACUCUCUGUUUGAAGAGCUGUCGUCAGCGGGCUCAGGUUUGAUUGGAGAUGUGGACGAGGGAGCAGACCUGUUGGGCAUGAGUCGUGAGGUGGAGAACCUCAUUCAGGAAAAUGUGCAAUUGUUAGAGACAAAAAAUGCCCUGAACGUGGUAAAGAACGAUCUGAUCGCUCGUGUGGAUGAGCUGUCGUGUGAGAAGGAGGUCCUCGAGGGAGAACUGGAUGCCGUUCAGCAGGCCAAAGCCAAACUCGAGGAAAAGAACAAACAGCUGCAGGAAGAACUCAAAAAAGUGAAAGCAGAGUCAGAGGUGGCUAAACAGAAUAAUAAUAAAGAUGAAGAUGAGAGUGAUGUUCCCACAGCUCAAAGGAGAAGGUUCACACGGGUGGAGAUGGCUCGAGUUUUGAUGGAGAGAAACCAGUACAAAGAGAGACUGAUGGAGCUGCAGGAGGCCGUCAGGUGGACCGAGAUGAUCCGAGCUUCAAGGGAAAACUCUGAGGUUGCCGAGAAGAAGAGGUCAAGCAUCAGGCAGUUCUUCAGCCGUCUGUUCAGUUCCUCCAGUUCUUCUACGUCAAGCACAUCGAGGGCUCUGCCGUCCAACGUCAAGUACAACGCACCCAUCGUCAUGAAAAAGAGCAACACAUUCUCCCAGUUCCCCAGAGAAAAGUCCAAAGCUUUUGACUUCCUCAAAGAAGACAUGGACUCGUGUGGUUCUCUGUCCCGCCGCGAGCAGAAACGAGCUCAGUACCAGCAUGUAAAAGCCCACGUGCAAAAGGAAGACGGCAGGGUGACGGCUCACGGCUGGAGUGUCCCGGGCAAAUACAAGGUUGCCAAUGGAGGUCAUGCACUGAACAAAAUGAACUUGCCUGUUCCUGUGUGUCUCAAGCCACUGGAACAAAAAGAUGCUUCUAUGAAGCUCUUGUGUGCAGUCGGAGUGAAUCUCUCGGGUGGAUGGCCCAGUGAGGAAAGCUCCAAACAGAAGAAAGGAUCUCGGAACAGUCUGGAUCAACUGGAGCAGGAACCAAAGGAUCAGGAGAGGGAACAGACAGUGCAGGUGGAGAUGUCCAGUCGAGUGUGGAUCUGUACGAGCACUCACUCCUCCACUAAAGUGAUGAUCAUGGAUGUGACGCAGCCCUCUGAUCUGCUGGACAGCUUCUAUGUCUGUAACUCAUGUGUGAUGUGUAUCGCCAGUGUACCAGGUGUUUUUGAAACAGACUAUCCUGCAGGGGAAGAGAUUCCUCAGGACCUUGAGGCAGUUCCAGACGGUUUAUUGGCCAGUCACAGCUCACAGGGAAGCGAGGGAGUGUUGAGUGAUGUGUCAGUGGUUGGCUGCGUUGCGGAGGUGUCCAGCACAGGAUCUCAGACUGGCAGCACAGGAGCCAAUGAACAAUCAGCAGAACACAGUCCUGUCAAAGGCAGUGUAAAUCUCUCUAGAGCUCCCAGUGAAGAUGGAGUCCUUGCAGCAGAGGAAGCCAUGGAGGCCACUGAGGAAGACCACGAGAGCCCGGGACAGGACACCAGUCAGCCUGGAAUCUACACAGAACAUGUGUUCACCGACCCACUGGGAACAGAGUCUUCUGGGGCUUCAACAGGCACUGAUAACCAGAGGGAGUCAGAUCAGGACAGGGAUGAUGCGCCAUCUACAGGCGACAAGACAGAUCUGGCGAGAGAAGAGACCCAGCGGAUGAGCAGCACACUCCCUACCAUGUGGAUGGGGGCCCAGAAUGGCUGUUUGUACGUGCACUCAUCCGUUGCUCGGUGGAGAAAGUGUCUCCAUGCUGUCAAGCUGAAGGAUUCCAUCUUAAAUAUUGUACAUGUGAGGGGACGUGUUUUAGUGGCUCUUGCUGACGGUACACUGGCCAUCUUCCACAGAGGUCUUGACAACCAAUGGGAUUUAACCAACUACCACCUCCUGGACCUCGGCCGACCGCAUCACUCUAUCCGCUGCAUGACGGUGGUGCAUGAUAAAGUGUGGUGUGGCUACAGGAAUAAGAUCUAUGUGAUCCAGCCAAGAGCCAUGAAAAUAGAGAAGUCUUUUGACGCCCACCCACGUAAGGAGAGCCAGGUGCGUCAGCUGGCCUGGGUGGGUGAUGGUAUCUGGGUCUCCAUCCGUCUCGACUCCACCCUCCGUCUCUUCCACGCUCACACCUUCCAGCAUCUGCAAGAUGUUGACAUUGAGCCUUACGUCAGCAAAAUGUUGGGUACGGGAAAACUUGGCUUCUCCUUUGUUAGGAUAACAGCUUUGAUGGUGUCCUGUAACCGGCUGUGGGUGGGAACAGGAAAUGGUGUCAUCAUCUCCAUCCCACUGUCAGACUCAGUAGGUCAGUGUGGAGUUCUAGGUCAGAGGGCAGCUCAUAAGAUUGUAGGAGCGAUCGCCUGUCGUCCAGGUGGGGCAGUGAGAGUGUACGGCAAUGAAACUGCAGAUGAUGCGGUGGCGGGGUCGUAUGUACCAUACUGCUCCAUGGCACACGCUCAGCUCUGCUUUCACGGCCAUAGGGACGCUGUUAAAUUUUUUGUGACUGUUCCAGGUCAGGUAAUUGUGCCAGGAGCUGCAGGAUCGGAUGGUGUGAUUGAAAACUCUGAUGCUUCGAAUAGCAAGAACACGCUCAUUAUGAGUGGAGGAGAAGGAUACAUUGACUUCAGAAUCGGUGAUGAGGAUGCUGGUUUGGGGCGAGAUGAGGAUGAGGACUCGGUGGAACCCACUUUGAAACUACAGUCGGCUCCUGCCAAACCUGAGCGCAGUUAUGUUAUAGUUUGGCAGGUGGCAUUAGGCAGUGAGUGACUGACAAAUCAUUGCUGCGGGUUUGACAGAGAACUCGAUGUCUAGGUCAGCCCCACGUGGGCUUAUUAUUUUACAAAAUACUUUUCAUCUUAUUAUUAAUGCAUCACGAUGAGUUCUUCAGUAUUAGUUUAAAAGUGUAUUUAAUUGUUUUGUUUUCAUAUGAAUCUGGCUUUUAUACUUCAUGGGUCGGUGUUGAAAUGAAGGAACAAAAUGCUGACUUGAAGGACAACAUUAAAACGCAAGUCCGUCCGUCCGUCCACAACUGCAUCGCAAAUGUCACUAUUAUUAUUUGUAUUUUAUUUUGUUGUCUUUUUAUAUUGAUCAGCGAAAGAUGGAGAGAUUUUCAUUGUGUAGUUCUUGUAUACAGAAACUCAGAGAGCUAUUUUUGCUAUCUGUACGGCAUAGCUAUUGUGAGCGGUGUCUCAGCACCUUAAGGCAUGGUGUUUGCACCGGUAUGCGUGCUCCUAGUGUGAUUUCUCGCCUGCAUGAGUCUUGUAUCAUUCCUAAAAAGAGCCCCGGAGCUCUUUUGUGUAAAAUGUGUUAGACGCAUAGGGCUUCCCUCAUGCUAGAGCUUGCUGGCACUUUAAAGAACAAACGUAGACAAACUUUAAAAUGAGCUAACAUCUGGAAAGAACAUCUGAUAGGAUUUAUUUCAGUUGAGAGGAUCUGCCCUUUUACCAAAGGAUGACAUGUAGAACAAAUAACAAAUACUAAACAGCCUAACUGUUGUAACUCUCAUAUUUUGCAUUGCCAAGGCUUUUUGAUCUUAUGUGAUUCUCUUGAAUGGACACAAAUGGAUGAAAUAUGCAAAAAUAAAAUAAAAAAAAUGACAGGGAUUGUAUAACAUAUUUGUCAAAUAUUCUUAUCUUUUUUUUUUUUUUUAGUUAAUGUCAGUCUUGUCUAAAGCCAGUGUUCCCUUGUCCAUAUUUGAGUGUGCGCAGUAUGUACAGUGGCCCCUAAAAGUAUUUUGACACUUAGGCCAUGGAUCAAAAUGCAUGAAUGUCAUUGCAUUUGAUAACAGAAUGUCAAACCAAGUGGCAACAUGUGGAUGAAUACAGUCGAGCCCCAUCAAGUUCACACAGGUAAAACAAUGUAGUUCAUUGCAUUAACUAUGGACAUGUUCCACUUACGUUUGACAACCAUAAAGUGUCCAAAUAUACAGUUUGAAUGGUAUAUCUAUUGUUUUAUACAUUUUAAACCUUGAUCUUGUUAAAAGAGUUUCAUCUUCUAUUUACAGUAAAUGCCAUUUGGUUUGAUAUCUCAUGCAAAGUCAUUUUUAACUGACCUACAUGUUUGGAUACUUUUUGGGGACACUAUAUUCUCAGUCUAAUCAGAGUUUGUGCUGAUUUUGUAUUUGGUCUGUGAGACACUUUUAUCUGUUUCUUUAUGUCUUGUUGAAACGGAUGCAACAUAUGUUAGUGUUGGAGUUUUUAUGUGUAUUUUUUUUGCUAUUCUGACACAUAAAGGGAAUCUUUAUAUCACGGUUGCCAUUCCAGUAUUUAUUUGUCGUAAUGAACUUUGUGGUUCAGAAUGUAACUUUUACAUGCUUAUGAAAAAGAACAAUAUUGUUAAUUUUAAUUCAGACAGGAAGCGAUUAUGUGGUGCUUUCAUGUUGAAGGAUUUUGAUGAAUAAUGUUGACCGCAUUUGACGUAUAACUUCUGUGGAUCAUUUGGAAAUCACCACUUAUUGUAUGAAGCUAUGUGUGUUUUUUUGUUUUUUUAAAGGACACUGCAGUUUGUUUAUUAAAAUGUCUGUUUAUUGCCACCUUUUUGGGUGGUUGGUUGUAUAUGUGUUUGUGCAUCAGACUGGGAAUUGUGAAUGGAUUUGUAUGCGUGGGUGAGCGUGUGUUGUCGCUAAUUCCCUUCAAAUUUUACUGGACUUGCUGUGCGUGCCACAGCUUGUCAUUACUGUGUUUUUUCUUGUAAAAAUUUUGCUAAAACUGCAUCAUAGCCUUAUUUUUUAAAUCUAUUAAACUCAAUUUAAUUGGAAAUGUACAUUCUUUGUUGGUUUUAUUCUCAAAUGUGUUUUAGAUGUCUAAUGAUGUCCGAUUCGCAAACAAGCCUUCUUAACGAUUCGUUUGGACUGAUUCGCAAGCAAGCCUUCUUAAUGAUUCGUUUGGACUGAUUCGCAAACAAGCCUUCUUAAUGAUUCGUUUGGACUGAUUCGCAAACAAGCCUUCUUAAUGAUUCGUUUGGACUGAUUCGCAAACAAGCCUUCUUAAUGAUUCGUUUGGACUGA